CCCGUAGCCAUUUUGGCUCAAGUCAAGCGGGACCGUCGGCCGCAGUGGCACUCGCAGCCACAACUAUUCGUGGCGCGACGGCCGCCGCGCCGGCCCCCUUCGAGGUGUGGGGAUGCAGAUGCCGCCUGGCAUGGCAGCGCCCACAAGGUAUUCACACCUUGCCCCUUCGCCCCUGAUGGACAACGAUACGCCGCCAGUGCAGGCUCGCGCGGUGGCUCACCGGCAUUUCGACGGCCGCGCUCUUGGGCCUGGCCGUGGCAGUAGCAGUGCACGCUGGUCACGCUCGAGUCGGUAACGCGUCGGGGCUCACGUCACUUCGCACAAACCUCAGUGUUGUGCUGUACGUCACGACGCAUGCAUCUGAUCAGCACAUGAGUUUCUUAGAGUGUCUGCCGCCGGUGCUUGCGGCUUCUCCGAGACUUUCGAAGGCGGACGUUAUCCUGUGCGUCGGACGUGAGAAUAUCACCGACGACAUGAGACGCAACAUCACCGUGCUACUGGAUAAGUGGCCCAUGAGAAAUAAGAUCGUCCACUUCGGCGGCAAUCCAGGGAAACAGGCGGGAGCAAAGCUUGCGGCCCACGUGGGAUUUUCCAGCGGAUGGUUUCGAGGGUACGAUUGGGUUAUCCGGGUCAACCCUGACACUGUGAUCUACGACGAUAAGCUGGUCUGGCCGCUCAUGGAGAGGGCAGAUAACUGGGGCGUCUUCGUCUCUUGCAAGGAGCACUGCAAGGACCAUUUUGGCUGCGCCCCAGCGAGGACGCACACGGACUUUCUUGCCGUCCGGCCGUCCCGCGUGCCACGGGACGCCUUUGCCGACUGGCAGGCGUCUUCGCUGCACGCAGAGCUGCAGGCGACCGUGGCGUUCAGAGACAUCUACGCGGCAAAGGCCGACGUGUACCUCCCGUGGUACACGGCGCACGGGGGCUGGCGCGUGGAAUGCGGCGGCGUGUGGCACAGCACCCUCGCCUGCCCCGAUCUGCUGGCGCCGCGUUCCCCGUGGCAGCGCUAGUCUGCGAGGCCUCCUCGGCAUUCCAUUCGGGGCCCUUUGGUUUCGUCCUCCAGCGCCCCUUUUUUCCCCUCUCGUGUAUUUUUCCUUCCUGCGGCUGGUACUUCCCAUUUGCAUCCUUCGCUGGCACAUGUUCAGCGUUGUUAAUUUUCUGCUGCUGGCACAUGCUCAGCUGCUUCUCUCGGCCGGCACUUGUGCUGCGCCGUUAAUUAUCUGCCUUCCCGCGCGUUGUGUCCCAGCCUCGUUCACACCACCCUCUGGACGUUUCCUUGCGGGCCGCGAAUCCAAAACAUAGUUUUCCUUCCUCGUGCUCCUCCAUGCAGGGCCGCGCCCAGGCGCCACAGUGCCAAGCAGCAGCACGUUGCCGAGGCAGGCCCGUGCCAAGCAGCAGGUAGUUUCAUGUUUGGCGUUCGAUUGUUCCGCAAGGGAAUUGCUCGGAGCCUCAGUACGUGCGCCGUUCGCGCCAAUGCGCGUCAGGCUGCAAUGCUGGCUUGCAGGUGACGUCCGCCUGCAGUCAGCCCAGUGAAUUCGAUGCAGGUGAGCUCCGCUUGCGAACAGCUCCGCAUGUUGUACUCAGGAGCGGGUCGCUCCUGAUCCUCUCUCAUUCGUCCUCCUCCCCCAAGUGUCCCUUGCCUCUUGUUUUGGUUCUCGACAGCGGAGAUCAUUCAGGACGUCAGUUUGCUUGCCUUCGUCCCUGGUUGUGUUUAGCUGGCAGACAUGGCUGCUGACUUCAGCGGGCCGUUCGGUAUGCUGCUCGCGCACGGGCGCGUCAGCUUGCUGGGCCGUCCUGCAGGUGUUGUACAGAUUUAUUCGUCACCCCAUGCUGCGUGACA
This is a messenger RNA of Prorocentrum cordatum, 1840 nucleotides long. The record is from the annotation of a GenBank genome assembly. Lineage: Eukaryota; Dinophyceae; Prorocentrales; Prorocentraceae.